AUGGUCCGCCUCUCCAAAGUUCUCAUCGACGGAGGCAGCGGCCUCAACAUCAGCUUCUCUAAGAAACUAGAGAGCUUGGGCUACGACAUGACUCUUCUGGUCCCGAUGCAGGAAGCCUUCUAUAGGAUCAUUCCUAACUCAGGCCCGACUCCAGUCGGCCAAGUGACUAUCCUGGUUCUCUUUAGAACUUGGGAGAACUACCAAACGGAGCACCUCCACUUUGAGGCCGCCUCGUUCAAGACUUCAUACCACACAAUCCUGGGGAGUCCCGCCCUUGCUAGGUUCAUGGUGAUCCCCAACUACACGUAUCUUGUACUCAAGAUGCCGACGCCGAAUGGAGUCAUCUUUGUCUAUGGUGACCUGAAGACCUCUUACUUCUAUGAGACGGAGAACAUCAACCUCUCUGAGGUGCUGGAGUUAUCCAAGAAUGCUGUCUUGGUUGUUGACUCCACAGCCAGGUGCGUCCUCCUCUCCUUUCUUGAUUGUUACUUCGAGUAUCAUCAGAUUGCCCUCAAGAAGUCAGAUCAAGAGAAGACAUCAUUCAUUACUCCUUUCGAGGCGUAUUGCUACAACACCAUGAGGUUCAGACUCAAGAACGCAGGUGCUAUGUACCAAAAGGCCAUCCAGUGA
Messenger RNA from Panicum hallii, 630 nucleotides. RefSeq lists its product as uncharacterized. The record is from RefSeq and is a predicted model, not a curated record. The coding region runs from base 1 to 630 and encodes 209 amino acids. NCBI's taxonomy places the organism in Eukaryota, Viridiplantae, Streptophyta, Magnoliopsida, Poales, Poaceae. The transcript has 2 exons.